Saprolegnia diclina VS20 is the source of this 3364-nucleotide messenger RNA. RefSeq lists its product as hypothetical. The transcript is spliced from 10 exons. Gene Ontology annotation, molecular function: protein binding; fatty-acyl-CoA binding. NCBI's taxonomy places the organism in Eukaryota, Oomycota, Saprolegniomycetes, Saprolegniales, Saprolegniaceae. Bases 42 to 3335 code for a protein of 1097 amino acids. The record is from RefSeq and is a predicted model, not a curated record.
CUCGUGGAGGCAACGGCGAAACCGCGCCGUAGGCGGGCGGGAUGGAGAAUGACCUGCAGCAGUUCAUCCACACGGUCGAAGCGAGCGCCAAGAAGAUCCUCAAGGACCAUGCAAAGCGCGUGCACCUGGAGGCAGCGCGGGACCGCGUCGAGCGCGCCCGCGGGCACAAACCCGAGCUCGCACCGGCGUCGAUAUCGCGGGACGAGCUCAAGGCCACGUACGGGCAGUCGGUGCUCAUCGUACCGGCGCCCAACAAUUCGCGGCCCGAGACGAUGCCGGUGCUGGCCUCGCCGCGCGUGACGGCGGCGCCCGUGCAUCCCAUCGGGCGCAGCGAUCCGGUCUUGCUCCCGGCGCUGCGCAAGCAAGAACUGAAGGAGAAGGCGACGGCCAAGCUGCUGCAUUCGCCGCUGUACAAGGGCCUUGCGAGCAAAACGCCGUCGGUCAAGGCGGCACUCGCGCAGCUGAACGCUGUCGACGACCUCCGGACGCUUGGACUUGGACUCGCACCGGCGCGGUCGACGCAUGUUCACGAGCACAGCACCGAGCGCCGCAUGUGCAACGCGUGCUGGGCCGAGCCCAUGAAGCGCACGCGCUGCGAGCACGGCCUCCACGGCAACCCGCGCGACCUCGUCGACGUGCAGGGCGCCAUGAGCUGGAACAUCGACGACCUCUACCACAAGUACCGCGCCGAGGCCGAGCGCGAAGCUGCGUACGCGGCGUCGGAAGCGCUCCAGUCGACACACGACGUUGCCGUCGUCCCGAUAUUGGCCCGCCACCCGCUCUAUACCAAGUACUUUUACGCCGUCGACCAAGACAACCAGUACGCGCAGCACCUCUCGCGAUCCAAAAACAAGACCAAGCAGUUCGUGUUGAGCGUGCACACGGUGUGGCUCUCGAACCUCGACCAUUUCAACGCCGUCUUUCACGGCGAGUCGGGCAAAGGACUCGCUCGGCGUCUCGACACGACGUCGAUACAGGACGGGUACUCGCAAAUCCAAUCGGUCUCGGCGCACUGCGCCUUGCAGCACUCGGACGACGUUGGUGCGUCACCGCUCUUUCGCGCUGGCGCCGAAAUGGCAUGCGCGCCACCGCUCGCCACAACGACGCAUGCGCGCGCCAACAGCUUUGUGCAAACAAAAAGCCCGAUCGACGAUCAUGGCCUUGUCUCGCUCUCAGUCCUCGCGUGCGGACGCAUGGAGUUUCUCGGCACCGUGCCUGGCACUGUGCCGCUCUCGACCUUGCCCGGUCUCUGGUGGUGCAAAGAACCGUUCACGCGCCCCGCCGCCAUGUACCUCCGUGACGCGCGUGUGUCAUCGUCCGACACGAUCCUCGUCCACGUUGUGCUCGCGCUCGACUCGCCGUGCCUCUCGCCGCGCUGGUUUGCGUGGGUGCCCGGCUCGGUCGCGGCCGCCGUCGAGCGUGAGAUUCUCUUUGGUUUUGGCCUUGUGCCCGCGACAACGGUUGUGCUCUUCCGGCCACCGUCCGUCGAGUCGCCUCUCGACACCUACUGGCCGUCCCCGGUGCUUCUCGCCAACGGCUGGGAUGAGCAUGCGCCCGAGAUGCCCGAGUUUAACACGAUUCGCUUUCGCCAAUGGCUGCGCUACGCGACGAUACCUCCGAAUUUCGACUUGCGCGCUAAAGCGUACGGCAUUCGGGGUGGGUACUUAAACCGCACGGGCCUCAGCGGGCGCUUCUCGUGGCAUUCCGACGACGUUGUCGACGCCGAAGACCUCGUGCGCGUGCGUCUGGAGAAAGACUAUGUGGUCGUGGCCGAGAACAAGCGGUCGCGCGGUAGCAACGACCCCAACAUGUAUACGCUCGAGAUGCGCCACGAAGCGAUUGAGGCGGUGCACACGAGUGGCCUUCACGCAUUCCUCGCCGCCAAGCAAAAGCAGCGUGAGGAAGCGCGUCUCCAGCAACAAAUGCGCGAAAUUGAAGUCAAACUCCAAGCUGGUCGCUUGGCCUUGGACGCCAAGCGUGCCGAGAAGCGACGGUUGGAGGCCGAGGCGCUGCUCAAGAAGGAGCACAUGCAAGCAGAGCGCGAUGGAAAAGCCGCCAUCGACGCGUCGACGGUCGACGAGUGGCGGGACCGCGUCGCCCACUCGGUGCUGCUGCGCGAGUGGAAUGGCUGGGAAGAGCGUCGGCACGACCCGACGCACGUAGUCUUUUACCACCACAGCAAUCCAGAGCUCUUGAACGGGUCGUCCUGGGAUCCUCCGCCCGGCUGGCCGCUCGACAAUGAAGACGAGACACCGCUAGAGGCGCCAUUAUCAAGCAGCGAUUCCCCGCGGUCCCUCCUCUCGGAGCCAUUGAGAGAACCGAAUGACGAGACCAAAGAAGACGAGGACGUGGCGAAAAUGGCCAAGCAGCUCGCCGAGAACGAGGUGUUUCUCGAGCUGCUCCGAGACAAACUCGGCCUUGUCGCCAAACGCAAACGAGCCAAGACACAUGCCAACACACACGACGACUCGUCGUCCGAGAGCGGCGACUCGGAGAACGACGACGACGAUGGCAUUGCCGCGCGGGUACUGCGGACGCUCGAGCGCGAGCCUUCGAUCCAGGAGACAUCGACGAUGAGUGUGAAGCGGCUUUUGCGGCUUCAGAUCACAAAGGAAGCGACGCCGACGCAGCCGGUCCGACCCGGCGAAGGCUGGAAGCGACUCAAUGUCGCCAAGCUCCCGAAAUCGUUUGCUAAAAAAGUGUACGAGCCCAGCACGGCGACGCCGCCGCCGACCGCUGUGGGCCCCAACAUUCCGUUGGUCGCGGGGCUCAUCGACCCGGCGAAAACCGGCACGUACGAGCAGCCCAACGACGUGCCCGACUUUCGAGAGCUCUUCGUGCCCAGCUUGGAGGCCGAAGUUGUCCUGAUGAACAAGCUGCUGCAGUCGCAGGCCAAACGCCAAACGCGCACGAGUAUCGCCGACGUCUUUGCGACCGCCGAUGCCGACGACGACGACGAGCCGCUUUUGCCCGAGUCGGAAGCCGACAACAUUCGCAAAGCGGUGCUGUACACGCGCAACAACAACGUCAAAGAGCUUGAAAACAUGCUGGAUCUCGGCGUGCACGUCAACGCCCAAGACGAGAACGGCAACUCGCUCUUCGUCCUCGCGUGCCAGCAAGGCAACAAGAACAUGUGCAAGUUCCUCAUGCGCCGGCGCUGCGAUACCACCAUGCAGAAUUUCCGCGGCAACACGGGCUUGCACUACUGCUACGAGUACAAGUGGACCGAGCUCGCCGAGUACCUCAAGGAGAAAGGCGUCCGCGACGACAUUCCCAACGCCGACGGGCUCAUGUGCUACGAAGGCAUCUCGUCCGAGCACCUCGCAGCGCUGUAAUUUAAUUACUUGAAUUACACUCGGAUGCC